CGGGCAGUGUGCAACGGAGUCUUCUACACGCACAUCUACAGAGGAUAUUCAAAAUGAACCCAACAUUCAAGAAUGGCAGUGGCUUGCCUCCUGUGAAGUCAACUCCUGAUGCCUCAGUAUGUGUGACGGCUCAACGACCAGACAAACAUUGCCAACAUGCCAAAAGAUGCCAUACAAGCAAUAUGGACAAACAAGGGCUCAAGCCGCAUCGCACAAAUGCUUAUAUAGAGACUGCACUCGCCAGAGAGAUUUCCUCUCCUUUUUCCUUCCCAGAUUCGAUAUUCUCGUUGAUGGCUACAAUAGUCAAGAUAGGAAUUCAGUUCGUUAUUAUCUUCUAUUCCGAGCCCGUGACAACUACUCCCAGCACAGCUUAGUAUCCCAACAUGGCAGAAUGCCUUAUUCAGUUGAUGAGUGACAUGUGUGACAGUGGCAGUGUAGGAUUCCAUCAAGUGUGGGUUGAUAUUUGCCAUCUUGAAGUCAAUGGAUGAAGCGCAAGUUUCAAUACCUGAGUGACCAUCUGAUUUUAGAGAUGUGCCUGAGCUGUUAAUAAAUGAAGUAUCGCUGCAGGU
Messenger RNA from Aspergillus glaucus CBS 516.65, 569 nucleotides. RefSeq lists its product as uncharacterized. The coding region runs from base 54 to 374 and encodes 106 amino acids. The transcript is spliced from 2 exons. NCBI's taxonomy places the organism in Eukaryota, Fungi, Ascomycota, Eurotiomycetes, Eurotiales, Aspergillaceae. The record is from RefSeq and is a predicted model, not a curated record.